CGCGAUGACGCACGGCAGGUUUGCGGACGUGGCGGCGGCGCACGGCCCAGAAGGCGGAGACGUUGGCUGCGGUGGCGGCAGAGGUCGGGGGCUGCCAAAACCGGAGGGUUGGUCAUGAAUUUGCCCGGGACAGGAGCCGCGGCGGCGGACCUGACGGCCGGCUCCUUGUUGCGUCCCCGCUGCUAACAGAACAGAUUUUGACAUGGCAGGGAGACAUCAGAAUCGUAGUUUUCCUCUUCCAGGAGUUCAUUCAAGUGGUCAAGUACAUGCGUUUGGAAAUUGUACAGACAGUGAUGUGUUGGAGGAGGAUGCUGAAGUGUAUGAGCUUCGAUCCAGAGGAAAAGAGAAAAUCCGAAGAAGUACAUCAAGAGAUAGACUUGAUGACAUUAUAGUAUUAACAAAAGAUAUACAGGAAGGAGAUACUUUAAAUGCAAUAGCCCUUCAGUACUGUUGUACGGUAGCAGAUAUCAAGAGGGUUAACAAUCUCAUCAGCGACCAAGACUUUUUUGCCCUUAGGUCUAUCAAAAUUCCAGUUAAAAAGUUUAGUUCAUUGACUGAAACACUUUAUCCUCCAAAAGGAAGACAGGCUUCACGUCCUUCAUCAGUUCAGUAUGUUCCAGAACAACAGGAAAUUUUGCCAGCUAAUGAUUCUCUUUCUUCCACUGAGUCAGCUGAUAACUUUUUAAAAGAAGUAGAUCGAGACAUAGAACAAAUAGUAAAAUGUACAGACACCAAAAGAGAGAACCUUAAUGAGGUGGUAUCUGCUUUAACAGCACAACAAAUACGUUUUGAACCUGAUAACAAAAACAUUCAACGUAAGGAUCCUUAUUAUGGAGCAGACUGGGGAAUAGGGUGGUGGACAGCUGUAGUGAUAAUGUUGAUAGUAGGUAUAAUAACGCCAGUAUUUUAUUUGCUGUAUUAUGAAAUUUUAGCUAAAGUGGAUGUUAGUCACCAUUCAACAAUGGAUUCUUCACAUUUGCAUUCAGAAGUGACACCCCCAUCACAACAGAGAGAAGUGGAAAAUGGAAUUGGUCCAACUAAAGGAAUACCCUUUGGCCAACAUGAUCAUAAACUAUAUCGUCAAGAUUCUCAGUCACCUGCUGCUCAACACAAAACAUAGCAGUUAGCUCAUAAUUACAGUGUUAAUGAUCAUGUGUAUCUGGAGUGUGGUGAAUCAGUUACAUUCAAUAACCACUUUAAAGGCAGAAGUUAGGGAGACUGAAGAUGCUCUUGUUUUUCACCCUUCUUUUUGGAGCCAGUUGCAAAUAGAUUGAGUGUAAAUUCCUACAGUUGCUAGUUGUUGAUAUUGAGAGUUGUAAAUCCAUAUCUUGUAUCAGUGCUUAAAGCAAAAAUGAAUUUAAAUAUGGGUCUAGGAAGUUCUUAACUUGGAAAAUGCAUCAUUUUUCUUACUCAAGCCUGGUUAUGUUUAAAUUUUAUUUUUCAAGUAAUUAUUUUUUGGUUUAAGGUUAUUGUUAAAUAUAUUAAGCAAAAUAAAAUUUAUAAGCCCCCAAAAUAAUGUGUUAUGGUUAGGAAGUUGCCAUUUGGUCACUAGAACACUGGAUUAGGUCAAGACCUAAAAGUAAUCUUUGUCUCUUAAAGCUCGCUGCCUCUGCUUCUGUUUUUUAAGUGAUUAUAUUUGCCUCUUAUUUGAAAGCACCUUUGUAAUUCUUUAAUGAAAAGUGUUAUAUGAAUUGCAUUAUUUAGGAAAUAAAUCCCUACAUACUGUGAUAAUUUGUUGCUGUGUUACAUGCAGUAACAUGCCUUAAUUACAUUUAAUGCCUUACAAUACUACUUUAUGUAAGCUAAUACAAUUUUUAGAAUUAAAAUUAAGGAUUAUUUCAGAUGGUCCAAUUUAUAUGGCCUAGGCCAUAUAAAUUCGUCUCCACCUUCACUAUCAAGUAAAACUUCAUAGGGUUAAAACAGAUUUUUGGCUGCCUCAGGUCUAUUGGAGAAAGUGGUUCAUUAAGCAAAAGCAAAGGUACAAGAGACCUUUUGUAUUAACACUAACAGACAAAUUAUUUAUUGAUCCGUUAACCUAUAUUUUUCAAAGAGAAAAUGUCCAACUUAGACCUUUUUUUCCCCUCUGAACUAUAGCAUCAGAUUGGGGAACAGAGCCACAGGUGUGUGGAUCAGCCAAAAGGGCUUGAUAGUGCUACUUCCUAAGAUUUGCUGGGGAUCAGACAGUCUGGCUAAAUAAGCAUCAUUUGCAUACUGAUUUCCAUCAUUUAAUUUCUUCAAGUAUGUGUUUUAAAAAUGUAACCAAAUGAUUCAUUAGAAGAAAGAUUUGGUAGAGUCUGGAUUGCCUGUUUGUGUAUAAUAAAGUAUGUACCUUAAGUUAUAUAAUAUCACCUCAUUUUCUGGGCAUUAUUUCCUAAUUUUUAAUGUUUCAGGUUUUGAUCAGUCAUUUUGUAUUUCCAACUCCAAUAUUGAUUUAAUAAAAAGGGGGGGGAUGAAUAAGUACAUAUGGUAAAUGAGGUUUCAUGUAUACUUUCAGGAGCAAAGUAUAAGAAACAGGACAAAGAAGUCAAACAUUAAAGCCCUUGCAUGUAUCAGAGGACCUUAGACAAUUAAUGAAAAGUGUUAAUAUGGAAGUUGUAGCAAAAUCAUAUUUUGAGUAACUCUUUUAGUUUGGAAUUCUAAAAAUUGUUUUAAUGUGCCUU
Mirounga angustirostris (Northern elephant seal) is the source of this 2660-nucleotide messenger RNA. RefSeq names its product LysM domain containing 3 (gene LYSMD3). The coding region runs from base 203 to 1120 and encodes 305 amino acids. Gene Ontology annotation, biological process: Golgi organization. Gene Ontology annotation, cellular component: Golgi apparatus. NCBI's taxonomy places the organism in Eukaryota, Metazoa, Chordata, Mammalia, Carnivora, Phocidae. The record is from RefSeq and is a predicted model, not a curated record. The transcript has 3 exons.